Molecule: messenger RNA, 1841 nt
Organism: Carassius gibelio (silver crucian carp)
Lineage: Eukaryota; Metazoa; Chordata; Actinopteri; Cypriniformes; Cyprinidae
Product: doublecortin domain-containing protein 2C
Exons: 13
Coding region: 1-1242 (413 amino acids)
Biological process (GO): intracellular signal transduction
Cellular component (GO): microtubule; microtubule organizing center
Source: RefSeq, a predicted model, not a curated record
AUGUAUGCGCAUCCUCCGCCGCCCAAAACGGUCAUUGUGUUCAGGAACGGAGAUGCUUUUUACCCCGGCCGAAAGUUUGUUAUCAAUCAACGCCAGUCAUACACUUUUGAAAGCUUUCUGAACACUGUCACUCGAGGCAUCACAGCUCACUUUGGGGCAGUGCGAAAUAUUUACACCCCUAACAAGGGUCACAGGGUGGCGAAUCUGGAGAAGCUGGUGCAUGGAGAGAUAUAUGUGGCAGCCGGAGCAGAGAGACUCAAACAGAUGGACUAUCGUCACAUAACAACACAGAAACCUCCAAAAAAGAAAAGUGAACCGAUCCAACCUGUAGUUCACAGCAGAAUAAUUGUCCCAGCUCGAUGGAAGAGAAUCAGUAAUGAGUCGUGCAUCAUCAAUAUCUUUACCAAUGGAGAUAUCUUGGUUCCUCCAGCACGGGUGCUGAUUCCCAAACACACGCUUGGUAGCUGGGAAAACGUGUUGGCCAUGGUGACCGAGAGAGUUCACCUUCGCACUGGAGCUGUGCACAGAUUGUGCAUGCUGAAUGGGAGGCCUGUACGUGGAUCGUAUGAUCUGCAGAACAACCACUAUUAUGUUGCUGUAGGGAGAGAGAGGUUCCGGUCUUUGCCAUAUCAUCUGGCCCCAAGCCAGGGAGUAAUCCACGAUAUUGCCGAUGUGGUCAACAAUGGCAUUCAUCCAGUUCUAAAAAAAGAUAAAGAAGACCGAACUUUGUUUGCAAAACCAGGAGUGGACAGCACCGGCUCCGUUUUUUACGCCAAACAGCCCAGGCAGGGAUGGAAAAUCCCAGAUCUCUUUGCUACGGCGGAAAAAAGUGUCUUCAGAGCCACAAACAAAACGAAGGAGGCAGUAGUAGCAUCUGAAGUACUGGAAGAUGAAAAUAUGAAGGUUGAUCUUCCGAUUGAACAGAUGGAAGUAAGAGAAGUUGAGGAGGAACCAAACUCCUACAAUGACUUCAAAAACCAUCAAAAUGCAGCUUUAUCAACAAGGUCAUCCCCUUCUAGAACCAAUAAGAUCUCAGAAUAUACCUCGAGUAUGAAGGAGUCAAGAGACCUCCAACCCAACAGCCAUGGAGAGAGCAAGGACCAGUCAUUAGAUCAACAAGAACCAAAAGACACCAAGGGGGAGGAGAUAUCCUCAAAGAAGUAUGGAAUACGAUCGCAUACGUCUAAGUUUUUAAAGGAAAAGAAAAAAGUAACCUUGAACUGUGGACCUAAUGGCGUUUAAGUAUCAGAUUUCUGGUCGAUGAGGAUGUUCACUGGCAAGCCACAAGCAAGACAUUAAAGAUUUUCAAAGCAUCUCGCCAUAGCUUCUAACAUGGAAAAACAUAAUGUUCGGAAGACCUUGUAUGAGGAGACAGCACUGUCUCUGUGUGAUCUCAGCUGCGGUUCUGAUGAUGGGCUUUGUGAAGUGCACAACUGCCCGGUUACACAUUAGUUUGAUUGCCAGUUUGCUCUGUUCGAAGUGAGCUUUGAAGCAUAUCUCGAGAUGAAAGCCAAACUUCUCCAGCGAGUCCAUUGUAGUUGGGAUUCCAUAUUUGCUUCAGGCACAAUGAAGACCUUCAAUAAUCCUCCAAUACUGGCAUGAACAUAAUAUAUAAUUUAUCACACAAUGCACUGCGUUCUACAGCCUAAUUCAGGGGCACUAUUUGUUCCCUUGUUGACAGACUCUGUGGUUCAUCCAUAUUUUUUUCUUUGAGGUAAGCCUUUGAUGCAUUCUGUGCACUUUGAUAGCAAGACUGCCUGUUGUGUUGAAAUAUUUCCCUAAUGUUCGUGUGUCUUAAACUUGAUAGAAGUAAUAUGAGAGGUCACUAAAACCCCUGCAGU